Molecule: messenger RNA, 1066 nt
Organism: Drosophila busckii
Lineage: Eukaryota; Metazoa; Arthropoda; Insecta; Diptera; Drosophilidae
Gene: Sc2
Product: very-long-chain enoyl-CoA reductase
Exons: 5
Coding region: 1-909 (302 amino acids)
Biological process (GO): very long-chain fatty acid biosynthetic process
Molecular function (GO): oxidoreductase activity, acting on the CH-CH group of donors
Source: RefSeq, a predicted model, not a curated record
AUGGAAUUGGAAGUGUUAGAUGCAAAAAGCAACAAAUCCCAUGGAAAGGUCAAUGUGUCCUCUUCCUCGGUACAGGUGCACGAGCUGCGCGUACUAAUUCAUAAGACUUUCAGGCAAACACCGCAUUCGGACCGCAUAUCGCUGCGUCUGGAGCCGCGUGGCAAAAGUCUUAAGGACACAGACACUGUGGGUACACUUGGCUUGAGCAAUGGCAGCAAGGUGUACAUUAAGGAUUUGGGGCCACAGAUUGGCUGGAAGACUGUGUUUUUGGCCGAGUACGCAGGUCCUUUAAUUGUGUACCUGAUGUUUUAUUUUCGACCAGAGCUCAUUUAUGGCAAGGCAGCUUCCAAACCAAUCUCACUCACCACGCAUAUUGCCGCUGGCUGCUAUACGGUUCAUUAUGUGAAGCGUUUGCUGGAGACAAUAUUUGUGCAUCGCUUCUCGCACAACACAAUGCCCUUGCGCAAUCUUUUCAAGAACUGCAGCUAUUACUGGGGAUUCACCGCUUACGUUUCGUAUCACACUAAUCAUCCUAUGUACACUUCUCCCUGCAUGUGCACCGUUUGGGCUGCUCUGGCUGCCUUUGCUUUGUGCGAAUUGGGUAACUUCUCCAUACACAUUGCUCUGCGUAAUUUGCGUCCACCUGGCACCAAAGUUCGCAAAAUUCCAGUGCCCGAUGCUAAUCCGCUGACUAAGCUCUUCAAUUUGGUCUCUUGCCCCAAUUAUACAUAUGAGAUUGGCUCUUGGAUCUGUUUCUCGGUUAUGACCGCUUGCCUGCCUGCCUAUCUUUUUGCAUUUGCUGGCGCUUUUCAGAUGACCAUCUGGGCUCUUGCCAAGCACCGCAACUACAAAAAGGAAUUCAAGGAUUAUCCUAGGUGCCGUCGCGCCAUUUUCCCCUUUGUCUUGUAAGCGGCUUAACAAGCUAAUUUCAGUUACAGCACAAGCUGUAGAGAUUCCAAUUUAUUCACUAGAAAUACUAAGUUAUAUUAAUGGGUAGUAGAUUUUCAUGCAAACAAACAAAUAUAUAAAUUGGAUAAACACUCGUGAAGGGUGUGGUCUCACCUAA